AUGCCGUCCCAUACGCCUUAUGGGACUGCGUGGGACGAUGGGAGUGGACAGUUGAUCCUAAAAGAAGGCUUUGGCCACGUUUUGGUUGAGGAUAGUAAGGCAGACUACGCACCACAGGACUACGACUGGUAUUUUGAUUUAUGAACAAAGGUCAUUUAUAAUAUGACUAAAACUUCAUUCUUUUGUAUUUUUGGAUUACUUGAUUCUUUUGUAUUUUUGUUUCCUAGUUAGGUGUGCUCCACCACAAAUAUAACUAAAACUCCAGUCUGGGAAAUCUUAGGCAGAUUGCCGAAUAGAUUCCCACCAUCAUAAGCCUAAAACUUAAAGAGCAUGACUACGAGGAUGAACAUUGGUAUUUUGAUUUAUGAAAAGAUUUUUCUGUGUAAAGUUUUUAGCCUAAAGAACUUUUCUACUCGAGCCUGUUUCGUCCCGGACAACACGGCAUGGCCGUAGAGCCGCGGACCCUCAACCUUGAACCUUGAACUUUUCUACCAUGAUGCGAAGGACUAAUGACACUAUUCUAAGCGAAGGACUAAUGACACUAUUCUAAGCAAUGCCCAAGUGAAGGACGCCGUCGCUGAAAAAGAAAGCCAAACACGACUAGCCGCAACUGGUGCUGAAGUUGAUCCUAGCACCUCUACAGAAAAGGGAAGUAGAGCCAAGCAUAUCCCUAUCUGGCUACGGGUUCUGAUGGAAAUAGCAGAAGUGGCAUUUUCGAAGGACAACUUCUACGCACCAGGAGAAGCUACAGGAACGACUUUUCCGAAGGAUGGUAGAAGCGGGACGACAUCUUCUGAACAAGUAGUAGUGACGGAAAUUUCUUCUACUUCUUCUACAACUUCUAUUAUGUCUCCUUCCAGUAGUAC
This is a messenger RNA of Amoebophrya sp. A25, 866 nucleotides long. NCBI's taxonomy places the organism in Eukaryota, Dinophyceae, Syndiniales, Amoebophryaceae. The record is from the annotation of a GenBank genome assembly.